UCCCAACUCGCACAUGCCAGUCGCCCCCAUCAAAACAGCACACCGCGCACGACCGUGCCACUACCAGCCAGUAGCCACAAACACCUCACUUCCACCUGGCGUAUGUCGGUCAACGCAGCAGAGGCAACAACGCCUCUCCUUCAAGAUGUGGGAGCUACGGGUGGGGAGGAGGUGAGUCAGCCAUCGCUCGUGGCCCGGCUGUGGGACGAUGCGGCGGCGGUGCUGGUGCCUGCCGCCGAUGACGAGGGCUUUUACUCCAAGUUUUAUCAAGAUGAUCGCGAGGAGUCCAUCUUUCGUCCGGGACCCAAGGACAUUCCCAGAUCAGAGCUGCAGCGGUUCUGGAGGGAUUCCGAGCAUGCUCUUGGCGGGAGUCAUGUUCUUGCUGACGUCGAGAGCUCGGAUGGCGCUGCCGCGCGCGCUGCCUUAGGGCGCGUCUUCUGGCGCCGAUUUAAGCGCCUGCUCUCGUGGUCCUUCCGCACCCGCUGCUGCUGCACCCGCGAUGGCUCGCUCCUUGCCCUCGGCAUAAUGCUUGCCAUCUUUGGUGCCAUCUCAAACACCAUGUUCUUUGUCCUCUUCCCACCCAUCAUCUCUGCCGUCAAGGACCGGUCGUUGUCGCGGUUCCUCACCUCAAUGUUACCCAUCGUCAUCGUUGCUGCCACCGCAACGCUCCUCCAGGCCACAGCCAUCUACGUCGGCCAGCGAGUUGCCGUCCGCCUCCGCAAGUCGCUAACCCGCCGGCUGCACUUUCGCUACCUCUCGCGCAACAUCUACUAUCGCAUGGUUCUUAUGGACGGGCGGGUGGACAAUCCGGACCAACGGAUCGUCACCGACACUGAGUCGUUUACCUCGGCUGUUCCGGCUAUUCUCUGCGGCACGCUCGACCAAACUGGCGGCGCGCUUGGAACGCUCGUUCCCGGAAUCAUUCUUGGCUUCCUCACCCUGCAAGAGCUCGGUUGGCAGGCGCUAGCCCUCGCCAUUCUCAUGUCCAUCUGCUCCACCUUUUUGGCCAAGACCUUUAUCGGCCGCGUCGUUCCGCUCGUCUUCCGACAGGACCGGCUUGAGGGAGACCUCCGCUUUGCGCACGUCCACAUCCGCGAGCACGCCGAGGCCAUCGCCUUUCUCGACGGCCACGAGCAGCAGCACCGCUCGAUCAACCUCGGCCUCCGGCGUGUUCUCGCCAACGCGUACGCGCUUGCCAAGAAGCGCUUCCCGCUCAACCUCGCCGUCAACCUCUCGCAGGGCAUCUCCAACAACAUCGCCAUCCUUGUCCCGGCCAUCGUCUUCUUUGCCUACGGCUUCCCCUCCAAGAACGCCGACGGCUCGCCCAACACGCCCUCGCAGAACGCCUCGCUCUUUGAUAACGCCUUUGCCUACCUCUCGGGCUUCACCGGCGCCACCAUGACCCUCCUCUCGUACUCCCAGACCAUCACCCGCCUCGCCGGCGUCACCAACCGUCUCGGCGAGAUGCUCGAGGUCAUGGACGAUGUCCAGGCCCAGGAGCGCAUCCACACCUUCCACCUCGCAGGAUCCCACGAGGCCGUCAUGAUCGGCGACACGCUCACCGAGCCCAACCGCAUCGCCCUCGCCGAUGUCUCAGCCUACACCCCGGACAACGUCAAGCUCGCCACCCGCAUCUCGUUCGAGGUCCGCCCCGGCGGCUCGCUCCUCAUCAUGGGCCCGUCGGGCGUCGGCAAGUCCUCGCUCCUUCGUGUCCUCGGCGGCCUCUGGCCCACACACGGCGAGGGCACCAUUUCCCGCCCCGCGCGCAUCGGCCGUGACGGCCUCUUCUACCUCCCGCAGGUCCCGUACAUGGUCCUUGGUGGCUCGCUCGCCGACCAGGUUGCCUACCCGCUUUCUGACGGAGCCUCCGUCCCGCUCGCCACCCUCGACGCUCUCCUUGCAGAGUUUGACCUCGCCCAUCUUCCCACCAUCGAGGCCGCCGCCCGCGACGCCGGCGAGCCGCUCAAAUGGGACGUCGUCCUCUCCGGCGGGGAGAAGCAGCGCCUCGCCAUGGUCAGGCUCUUCUUCCAUGCGCCCAAGCUCGCCAUUCUCGAUGAGUGCACCUCAGCCGUUAAUGAGGAGUUGGAGGACGUGUUCUACCAAAAGCUCACAGCCUCGGGCAUCGGCUUUGUCUCGGUCGCCCACUCGGUUCGUGUCCUGCCCUUCCACCAGCAGGUGCUCUUUCUCGAGGGGCCCGACAGCUACGCGCUCCUCUCCCGCGAGGACGCUGUCGCCCGCCUCGAGGCCGAUCGCGCCGGAAACUUGGUCGCAGAGCCACUUCCGGUCUCGCUCUCGGUCCUCGCUCCCGGCUCUGCUACCCGCGGCACUCUCCACCGCUCGUUUGACUCGCUCAGCAUCGCCGACGACCCCGAGGUGACACUCCUCACCUCGAUCGGUGCUCGCGGCUCGCGCUCCGACAACGCGCUUCCCACCGACGUCCCCACCUACCGGCCGAUCUCAGAGGCUACUGCCGUCGGCGACGCAAGCUCGCCGCCGCCCACCCCGUUUGCCAAGACAGACAUCCCAGACCACGAGUUUGAGGCCUUCUUCCCCUUCCCCAAAUCGGUCGCCGCCUCGCUCCUUGCCACAGUCGAGGCCGUUGACCAGGCCUCGACCCGAUCGGCGCUCGGCCUCAGACUCCUCGAGCGCAUGCGGCGGCUCAACGCCAUCGUCUUCCUCUCGCCCACCUCGCAGCCUCGCAAGCUUCUCCUCUGCGGCUCGGCCCUUGUCCUCUACGCCGCCGCAGCCACCGUGGCCGGCCCGCUCAUCCUCGCCCGGAUCGUCGACUCGGUCUCAAAGUCGCAAUCGGGCACCUUUAUCACUUGGAUGUCGGUCCUCGCCUUCCUCACUGUCUCCACUAGCAUCACUACCGCCUUUCAGUACUACUACGCCGCGCUCCUCGGCAUCGUGGGCCACAAGGGCCUCUCCCGUCACCUCCACUUUCGCUAUCUCAACGGCAACAACUACUACCAGGCCAACGUCGCAGACAGCCGGAUCGACAACUGCGAUCAGCGGCUCACCGAAGACGCCCGCUCCUACGCCCAUGUGCUCGCCCAGGUCCUUCUUGGCACUCCGCUCUCGCCGUCGGCCCUCGCCGUAUUCCCGGUCACCAUCGGCCUUACCGUCGUCGCCUGGUUCCAGAUCACAUGGAUCGGUGUCGUCCUCGCCUACGCGCUCGCCAUCCUGGUCUUCCUCCUCUCGCGCGCCGCCACCGCCCCGCUUGUCCCGCUCGUCUUCCGCCAGGACCGCCUCACCGGUGACCUCCGCUUUGCUCACGUCCGCCUCCGCGAGGCCGCCGAGUCUGUCGCCUUCCUCGCUGGCCACGCCACCGAGCACAAGCUCCUCAACAAAGCCCUCGCCCUCGUCCUCCACAACUUGGUCAAGCUCGUCAAGAAGCUCUGGUUCCUCUCUGUCUACGUCAUUUUCUCCGCCUACCUCGGCGUCCUUGGCGGCUUUGCCCUCCCGGGCAUCCUCGCCUUCACCGGCCACCUCACCGGCAACGUCGAGAACAAGUUCCUCAUUGUCUACAUCACCUUCAACACCCUCUACCGCAACAUUGUCGAGGUCCUCACCCUCUCAGGCGCCCUCGCCAAGCUCUUUGGCCACGCCAACCGCCUCGGCGACCUCCUCGAGAUAUUUGAUCUCUACGACCACGAGGCCCGCGCAAUGUCGGCCAUCGUCGCAAACCCAGACGCUGUCGUCUUUGACAAUGUUACCGUCGAGACGCCGUCCGGCAAGCGUCUCGCCAGGGACCUCUCUUUUCGCGUUGGCACUGGUGACUCGCUCUUUGUCGAGGGCCCGUCCGGCGUCGGCAAAUCGUCUAUCCUCCGCACCCUCAUGGGCCUCUGGCCUCCGGCCUCUGGCCGUGUCGAGCGCCCGCUCGCCAUCGGCCGCGGCGGGAUCUUCUUCCUCCCGCAGUCACCGCUCCUCAUCCUCGGCUCGCUCAAGGACCAGAUCGUCUACCCGCGCUCCGCCGCCGAGGCCCCGCUCUCCGACGCCGACCUUCACGAGCUCCUCUCCCUCGUCCGCCUCUCACACCUCCUCGAUCGCGCGUACGCCUCUACAAACAGUGGGCUCUACGCAAACUGGGCCAAUAUCCUCUCCGGCGGCGAGAAGCAGCGUCUUGCCAUGGCCCGUCUCCUCUUCCACGCCCCCAAGUUUGCCAUCCUCGACGAGUGCACCUCGGCCCUCGACGAAGACAUGGAGAACACCUUUUACUCGCUCGCCAACUCGCUUGGCAUCCAGUGCAUCUCGGUCUCGCAUCGCUCCAACGUCCGCCGCUUCCACACCACUGCCCUCCAGCUGGCUCCCGACGGUUCUUGGGCUCUCCACAACGUUACCCGUGGUAGCGAGCUUGCUGCCCCCGCGUCAUUGCCGUCUUGGCGAGCAGAAUGA
Molecule: messenger RNA, 4395 nt
Organism: Thecamonas trahens ATCC 50062
Lineage: Eukaryota; Apusomonadida; Apusomonadidae
Product: ABC transporter
Exons: 1
Coding region: 103-4395 (1430 amino acids)
Biological process (GO): very long-chain fatty acid catabolic process; peroxisome organization; long-chain fatty acid import into peroxisome
Cellular component (GO): peroxisomal membrane
Molecular function (GO): ATP binding; ABC-type transporter activity; ATP hydrolysis activity
Source: RefSeq, a predicted model, not a curated record